Triticum aestivum (bread wheat) is the source of this 935-nucleotide messenger RNA. RefSeq names its product subtilisin-chymotrypsin inhibitor-2B. Gene Ontology annotation, biological process: response to wounding. NCBI's taxonomy places the organism in Eukaryota, Viridiplantae, Streptophyta, Magnoliopsida, Poales, Poaceae. The record is from RefSeq and is a predicted model, not a curated record. The transcript has a single exon. The coding region runs from base 45 to 338 and encodes 97 amino acids. Gene Ontology annotation, molecular function: serine-type endopeptidase inhibitor activity.
GCACGUUGAUUGGGCAAACACAUCACACAGGAAAGUAUUACUCCAUGGGAGGUCAAAAGGGUCCUGCUGGGGUUAGUGUGAUCAUCGUGGGUCUGAUCAUAGUGAUCAUGGCCACUGCGGCUAUGAGCUGCUCGGAGAAGGUAGCCACCAACAAGAAGACGUCGUGGCCGGAGGUGGUAGGGCUGAGCGUGGAGAAGGCCAAGGAGAUCAUCCUCACGGACAAGCCCGACGCCGACAUCGUCGUCCUCCCCGUCGGCUCGCCGGUCACCAAGGACUACAGGUCCGAGCGUGUCCGCAUCUUCAUUGACACCGUCGCCGAGAUCCCCCACACUGGCUAGCUAAGCUAUCUGCCUGAACAUAAGGUCAUGCUUGGAUCCAAGGGACUAUUUUUAGUCUGACUAAAACUAGUCUCUUUUAGAGGCUAAAGUUUCAAUCACCCCUGACUAAAGAGAGGCUAGAACUAGUCUUGAGACUAAAAUUUUUUAGUCAGGGGAACCCUACUAAAAUGUGGAUUAGUUCUCUCUCUCCUCAUUUAACUCCUCUCCUUUAACAUAUGCGAGUUCGGGAUUGGAGGGUUUGGAGGAUAAUAAAUGCUCAUUAACUCAUUUUAGUCUAUUUAGUAUUUGUAUCCAAGCAUGUGUGAGGCUAGCAAGUUUUAGUCCCAUUACUUUUAGUCAUGGGACUAAAACGUAUCCAAGCACCCUCUAAGUAUUUCUUUUUGUCAAGGGUAUACUUUGGACCAAUAAUUUCAUAUACGCCCGCUCCAUAUGGAUCAAUGCAUGGAUGUCAUGGGUUUGUGUGCUAGCUCUUGGAUCCCUCGUAUUGCAUCUUUUUCUUUAUGAGCUUUUUUUCCCUAUAUGGUUGGACGGAGUUGGAUUAUCUUCGGGCCACCCUUGGUGUCGGCUUCUCCAAGAUGUUGGUCUAUGUUGACAACU